Messenger RNA from Trypanosoma conorhini, 1821 nucleotides. Its product is annotated as fatty acid amide hydrolase 2. Lineage: Eukaryota; Euglenozoa; Kinetoplastea; Trypanosomatida; Trypanosomatidae. The transcript has a single exon. The record is from RefSeq and is a predicted model, not a curated record. Bases 1 to 1821 code for a protein of 606 amino acids.
AUGAUGCGACUAUCACUUAUUUUUGCUCUUGUUCUGCUGUCUUUGGUGUGGUGGUUCUGCGGAAGCCUUGCCGGUACGGCCUUGUUGGUAGGCUACGCUUAUUUGGCGAACAAGGCCUUUGGACUGUAUCUUAUGGCCGGCCCGCGCACCUCACGUCAAGUGCCAGAUGUGCCCAUUGCGUAUUGUCAGCAGCUUUCAGCAGUGCAGCUCAGCAACGCCUACAGUGCGGGUGAGUUGAGCUGUGAGGAUGUGGUGCGGACGUAUAUUGAGCACAUCAAGCGUGUCAAUCCCUACCUUAACCUCAUGGUAUUUGAGUGCUUUGAUGAUGCCAUUGAGGCGGCGGUGAAGGCAGACGCCGUCUGGUCGGCGUGGCGCGCCAACCGCUCGAGACCGGCGCCGAGUUGGCUGCUUGGGGUGCCGUGUACCAUCAAGGAGUGCAUGGCGGUGGUGGGCUGCCCAAACACCAGCGGUCACCCGCACCGGCGCCACAUCAUCGCCAAACGCGAUAGUCCCGUGGUAAAGAACUUUCGUGACGCUGGCGCCAUCAUUCUUGGGGUUACCAACACAAGUGAGCUCUGCAUGUGGUAUGAGAGCUCAAACCACGUGUACGGCAUCUCGUGUAACCCGUACGAUACGCGUUGUCUGGUGGGUGGAAGCAGCGGAGGCGAGGGCGCCGCCGCUGGGGCAGUCUUUUCAACCUUUAGCCUUGGAAGUGACAUUGGUGGCUCCAUACGUAUGCCGGCCUUCUUUAACGGCGUCUUUGGCCAAAAGUCAAGCCCGCACUACAUCUCUAACCGUGGGCAGCAUCCGUCGCCCAAGACGGCGGCAAACCAUUACAUGGCCACGGGUCCUAUUUGCCGCUUUGCGGAGGACAUUGCCCCGCUUUGCCACGUGGCCGCCCGCGGCGGGUUUCUUGAGGACCCGAAAAUAUACCCGCCACGACCGCCACUCGGUGAGAUUCCUGAGAUUGAAAAGGGCAAACCACUCCGCGUCUUUGCGCUGGAGGACUUUGGCAUCACCGGUGUUCGCACUUCGUGGUCGCAGCUGGCGGCGGUGCGGCUGGCGGCGCAGUGUCUGGAACAGCAGUACGGGGCCAAGGUGGUGUACGUCAACCUGCGCGACCGAAGCCGCUGCACGGGUGGGGAGAUCCCGGUCGAGUUCAGGCCUUUUGCGGAUGUUUUUGCCAUGUGGAUCAGCGCCCUCUCGUCGGACCCCACCGAGAACAGGUUUACCGCCCUGAUGGGCGAGGGCAACCUAAGCUUCAACGCCCUUUGGGAGCUGCUGCUGUGGUUCGUUGGCCGCUCGCAGCACACCCUGCCCGCGCUGGCUCUCUGCGUGAUUGAGUUCCUUGACCAGAGUUUCCCGAGCAAGAUGCGGUUGUCCUCCCCGCGGAGCGACAUUGCCGCCUUUAAGCGGGCGCUGGAGUCGCUGCUGCGCGACGACGGGGUAAUUCUGGCGCCGACGUUUCCACGUCCCGCCCCGCGCCACCACCUGCCGCUGAUGGCCCCGCUUGAGUUUCAGUACACCGCCGCAUUCAACGUGCUGCAGAUGCCGGCGACGGCCGUGCCGAUCUGGACGCCGGACUUACAAGGCAGCCGAACCUCCGUGACCCCCGCCGACGUGCGGGAGCGGCGGCUGCCGCCGGACUAUCACCUGCCGAAGGGGGUGCAGAUCGUCUCGCGCGAGCUCAACGACGAGCUCGGCAUCGGGGUGGCGAUUGCGCUCGAGAAGGCGCUCGGCGGCUACAAGUACCCCGGCUGGGCGGUGCUGGAGGAGCACGCGCGCGGGCGGCAUGGGGGGACCCCACGGCGGGUGAAGUGA